Molecule: messenger RNA, 3319 nt
Organism: Diabrotica balteata
Lineage: Eukaryota; Metazoa; Arthropoda; Insecta; Coleoptera; Chrysomelidae
Source: the annotation of a GenBank genome assembly
GAGUUGGCUUGGGUUUCGUCGAAAAUAUAAUGAAGUGAUUUUCAUGGGAUAAUCCCAAUUUUACAGAUAACAUUAAUAGAAAUGGAGAACGUGAAUCUUAAUCAGAUUUGCAGGACUUGCAAAUGUGUGAGUCCACAGAUGCGGUCGCUGUUCGAAGGUUAUGAAAAUCCUCAUCAGAAUCCCCGUAUUGACGAGAUGCUAAUGGCCUGUGCUUCAGUUCAGGUAAUAUGUGGAGACGGUUUGCCGACUUUAAUUUGCCAAGUAUGUGUGGAACAAUUAAAAAAUGCUUUCCUAUUCAAAAAACAAGCAGAAAGGGUAGAUGUUGGUCUAAGAGAGUACGCAAAAAACCUUAAAGUAAAUGAAAUUAAACAAGAAUUGCAGAACUCGGAAUUCAUGGAAUCUCUUAACACACUUGACAGUAUUCUCAAUGAAACAGCUAAAGACCCAACUACUACUGGAGAAACAGCACCUCCCCAGAAAUUUGAAACAGAUUACAUACAGUUUAUGGACAACAAUCAAAUGCUUCUCACAUGUCGUGAAUGUGCAAAAAUGUUCACUACACUAGAGGGUUUACGUUGCCACAAACGCAUACACACUGGAGGUAUGUACAAAUGCAAACAAUGUGACAAAGAAUAUACAAGACUUAAUCACCUGCAACGCCAUGAACAAUCUCAUAAUAGAAGGAAAGUCCAUGUUUGUAGAAUUUGUAGUAAAACAUUGACAAGAAUGGAACAUCUAAAAAGACACUUAGUGACACAUUUAAGAGAAAAACCGUUUUCCUGUAAAACUUGUAACAGAGGAUUCAACAGAAUUGAACAUUUACAUAAUCAUGCUCCUAGAUGUAAAGGUGAUACUGUCUACCCAUGCGAUAUUUGCAAUAAAGCCUUCAACCGUGAAGACAGUCUUGAAGUUCAUAGGAAAAUGCAUGAUUCAACCACUCCGAAAUUACCGACAAUUGAAAACUUGGAUAAUAUUGAAGAUCAUUAUUACCAGAUCGAUCAAGACCCAUCUAUCGACUUUUCUGAUCAUGAGCAUUCUGAUGUUGAUGAUUGUUUUGAACCUCAAGUUGAAGUUACAGAGACAACUGAAGAUGACAAACUCAAGGUUGCUGCUGAAAUUUCAACUCACGAAGAAAACCAGGAUGAUGAAAGUAUACACAGUGAUGGUUCUAUUGGUGGUGGUGAUAUUGGCAUUGACAUAGAUAAUGAUAAUGAGUCCGAUGAAGAUGAAGAAUUUGAUGAGGAGAAAAAAGAUAAUGAUGCUGACAGUAGUAUGGAAAAAGAUCAGAAAGAUUUAACAUGUAUUGAUGAGGAAGAAAACGAAGAUAAGAAAGAAGUUAAAGUUGAAGAUGAAAAACCAGAUAUCGAUGAAGAUGAGCAAUUGCUUAAAAAUGUUAUUGCCGAAGUGGAAGGUGAAGUUUCAGACGACGAUGACUCAGAUAAAGAAAGUAACGACUCAGAUUAUAUUCCACAAAAGAAAUCGCCACCAGUGAAACGCGGUCGAGGUAGACCUCGUAAAAAUGCGGAGGCGCCCCCUAAACCACCGAAGAAGGUGGGAACCGGCAAGAGGGGGCGUAAGCCGGGCUCUAAAAAUAAAAACAAAAUGGAUAGAGAUAUUAAAAAAGAAAAGGAUGACGAUUAUGGAGAUUAUCCUUGUCCUGUUUGCAACGAGAUGUUUAAUACUAUGAGUAAAUUGGAUAGACACGCUAAGAUCAAACAUGAAGGAGCCAAGAUUCACAAAUGUAAUGUGUGCAGCAAAGCCUUCUCACGCGUAAAUCACUUGAAGAGACAUAUUACAUCACAUUCAACUAUUAAACCUUUCCGUUGUACAGUAUGUACCAAAAGCUUUAACAGACGCGAUCAUCUCAAUCAACAUCAAAAGUUGCAUGAGAGAACUAAUGAUUACGAAUGUGAAAUAUGUCAAAAACCAUUUUCAAGGGCUGAUCACCUCGCUAAACAUAAGGCUUCGAAACAUGGCAUAGGAGAGAGAAUAUGUGUUAAAGAUUCAAGUACCUCUUCUCCUUCUGCUAUUGUUUCCACUAAUUCAUAUUCAUUUAUUGAUGUAAUGGGCGAGAAGAAAUUUGAAUGUCCUCUAUGUCACAAAUUCUUCACGACAGAGAAAUACAGAGAUGUUCAUGUAGCAGGUCACAACGGUACUAAAGAAUACUCAUGUAGAGUGUGUGAAAAGACAUUCUUAUCUAAAUCCCACCUUACAGAACAUAUGAAAUUCCACAAUGAACAUUCCAAGAAGUUCCUUUGUUCUGAGUGUGGACAACGCUUUAUUAGAAAUGACUAUUUGGUUAUUCAUAUGAGGCGGCAUAGAGGAGAGAAGCCUUUCAAGUGUAAAUAUUGCGGAAAAGGUUUCCCAAGAACGACAGAUUUGACGGUGCACGAGAGAUAUCAUACUGGAGAGAAGACUCAUUUGUGUACAAUAUGUGGAAGAGGAUUUGGAAGGGCCUAUAAUCUCACCGUUCACAUGAGAACGCAUACCGGUGAAAAACCAUAUCAGUGCACAUAUUGCGAUGCUGCUUUUGCACAAGGUAACGAUCUUAAAGCCCACGUGAGACGUCAUACAGGAGAAAGAUUCCAGUGCGAAUUAUGUACAGAGAGUUUCCUUAUGGGCUAUUUAUUGACGCAACACAAGCGAACUGUCCACGGUUUGAAUGUUGUCAGUAACAUACGAAGGUUGCAGCCUGUUCACAAGCAAGAAAAUCCCGAUGAACCUCCACCUAUAACAAUUCCUCUACCGAAACCAGUAAUUCCUGAUAAUGUCAUGUUCAACGCCUUACAUGCGAAUGCAUUACAUGCAAAUGCUCUACACGCCAACGCUCUCCAUGCCAAUGCGAUCCAUGCGCAGUUGGCUGUUGCGCAGCUACAUCAUUUAACAAGAGAAAAAGUAGAGGAUGUACAGUACUAGAUACACUUGCCUUUGUAAAUAUCAUAUGAUCACCUAAGUAGGAUACAUAACAUUUUUUGUUAUUAACAUAGGAAUAUUGAUGGUAAUCUCGUCACAUACUCUUUAUGUAAUAUAUUAGCAAAUAGAAUCUAUUAGGUACUAAUUACUUAGAUCAGUAUCUAUGUUAUUUUAUUUUGUUCUUAAAAUCUCACUUUUGUCUUUCAAUUGUUUAUAAUUUUCAUGCUUAGUAUUUAUUUUGACGGUAAAUGAUUAGAUAACGAUGCUUAGAAACUUCUGAAGAAUUUUAUGUUAAAAUACUAUACAUAAUGUGUAUUUUCGAGAAUAUAAAAAAGAUAACAUAUUUAAUUUUAAAAUUUUGAUAUUUUCAGAAGCUAUACACUAAAAUAAAAACAAAUAUCGUUGC